CGUCACUGUUCAUGGUCCGUGCUCACAAACAAUUGCAAAUUCGAUUGUGCAUAGCGAAAGUCUCAUGAAUAUUCAUUUAGAACUCUAUAUGAUUUAAUGUGUUUUUUCUGAUUGACAAGUGCAGUUUUUAAACAUCAGCGAUUGUAUUUUGUUAGAGUGUCUGUGUGUGCAGUAGUCUGUGUUACCAAACAAGCGCACUCCAACAAGAAAACGGCAGUCAGUGCGCCUGUGUUGAAUGUGUCUGUUUUUGUAUGUGUGCUUGUGCGUGCGUGAGUGAGUAGCAGGAGAAGCAGUGACGUUUACAACAAUAAACAAGUUCGGUCUCAUCAACAAAAUUUCAAGUUAAUUUAGUGCUGCCUCAGCGAAAACCAAUAUAUUAAUCGCGAAAUAACAAACAUAUACACACAUAAAUAGCAUGAAUCGUUUAAUAUUUCAUGGCAUUUGAAUGCAUUUUUAAUUGAAAAAAAUAAGAACCCAACGACGCCGCCGUCAACGUGAGCUUUUUAUUGUAGCUGCUGCUACUGCUGCUGCGUCUCCGUUGCCGUCGUAGUUGCAGUAGUGGCCAACAACAAAAACAAAGGCUUCAGAUAGAAAAAACAACAGUCGCUUUGUCUGCCACAAAAGAAGUUGCCGCGCCGCACGCUCGUUGCUCUAUUUGCGGUCCACAAUAGAGACAGCAGCAAUAACACAAUAACAACAACAAUAACGCGAAAGCCAAACGUGAAGAGCCGAACUAUGCAGCGCGCUGAGCAAUCGUUGGGGUCUUAGGCUUUAAACUGAAGCAACAAAUACAAUCCAGAAGCACAUUUAACAAUCAACAAUAAGGGAAAACGUUGGAGAUCGAACUGCAAUAAGAAUAAAACCAACAUCAAUAAACGCAUCUUAAGAGUGAGCCAAACAAGGGGAGAAAGAGAGAAAGAGAGAGAGAGAAAAGGAGAAGGAGAAUUCCAACAUUAUAGCCCCCCAAGCAGUUUCGCUCGUCAAGUCUGCAAUGACACUGACCACAACAGCGACUCAGCCACAGACGGAGAGCAACAAGAAAAUGGAGGUGAAGUGCGUCACAGCCGAAGAGAAUUUGCCCAACUCGGAAUUGGAUUUGCUAGCCAAACUGGAGGCCGCCAACAAGCUGAUCGAGAGCGAUGCGAAGAGCCUCAACUCGCUCCACUCCACGCACAGUCGCAAGAACUCGGAUACGAGUCAAAUAAGCCUCACAUCGAGCGGCAACUCGGUGGCUGAAGAGGAUAUUUGGACCAUCUGGGCAACCAUACUGAAUGAUUGGGAGGGUGCCCUGAAGCGCAAAAAUCCCUGUGUACGAGAGUUGGUUCGUCGCGGCAUUCCGCACCACUUUCGGGCGAUUGUGUGGCAGCAAUUGAGUGGGGCAGCGGAUGCGGAUAAGAAACAGUAUGCGGAUUAUAUAAAGGCGACAUCGGCAUGCGAGAAGGUGAUCAGACGGGACAUUGCCCGCACGUAUCCCGAGGUGGACUUCUUCAAGGAGAAAGAUGGACCCGGCCAGGAGGCCCUCUUCAAUGUGAUCAAGGCCUAUUCGCUGCAUGAUCGCGAGGUGGGCUACUGCCAGGGCUCUGGCUUCAUUGUUGGACUGCUGCUCAUGCAGAUGCCCGAGGAGGAGGCCUUUGCAGUGCUCGUCCAGAUCAUGCAGCAGCAUCGUAUGCGUCACAUGUUCAAGCCCUCGAUGUCGGAACUGGGCCUCUGCAUGUACCAACUGGAGAAUCUGGUGCAGGAGCAAAUUCCCGAUAUGCACAUACACUUCCAGCAGCAGGGCUUUCAAACCACAAUGUAUGCCUCCAGCUGGUUCCUGACCCUCUACACUACCACACUAAAUGUGAACCUAAGCUGUCGCAUUAUGGACGUGUUCCUCAGCGAGGGCAUGGAGUUCAUAUUCAAGGUGGCAUUGGCGCUAUUGUUGACGGGCAAGGAGACGCUGCUUUGCCUGGACAUGGAGGCCAUGCUCAAGUUCUUCCAGAAAGAGCUGCCCGGUCGCGUCGAGGCCGAUACCGAGGGCUUCUUCAACCUGGCCUACUCGAUUAAGAUCAACAGCAAGCGCAUGAAGAAAAUGGAGAAAGAGUAUCAAGACUUGAAAAAGAAGGAGCAGGAGGAGAUGGUAGAACUACGACGCUUACGUCGUGAGAAUUGUAUGCUGAAGCAACGCAAUGAGCUGCUCGAGGCUGAGAGUGCCGAGCUGGCAGAUCGUCUGGUGCGGGGUCAGGUGUCGCGGGCCGAGGAGGAGGAGACGAGCUAUGCGAUCCAAACGGAACUUAUGCAGCUACGUCGCUCCUUCCUGGAGGUAUCCCAUCAGCUGGAAAAUGCCAACGAGGAGGUCCGAGGACUCAGUUUAAGGCUGCAGGAGAACAAUGUUUCUAUCGAUAGCAACAAUUCUCGCCAAUCAUCUAUCGAUGAGCUGUGCACCAAGGAGGAGGAAUUGAAGGAGCGUGACGAAAUGGUCUCCUGUUUGCUGGAGGAGCUUGUCAAAGUGCGUCAGACUCUGGCCGAGAGCGAGGAUCAAAUUCGUAAUUUGAAGGCGAAAAUCGAGGAGCUCGAGGAAGAUAAGAAGACGUUGCGCGAAAGCACGCCCGAUAAUUCGGUGGCGCAUUUGCAGGACGAGCUAAUUGCCAGUAAACUGCGCGAAGCCGAGGCUUCGCUCUCACUGAAGGAUCUCAAACAGCGCGUUCAAGAGCUGAGCACACAAUGGCAACGCCAGCUGGCCGAGAACCAACGGAAUGAACACAAUACAGCCGCCAUGGACUCGACGCCCAAGAAGUUGCUCACCAAUUUCUUUGACAACUCAAAGGCGAAUGAGCACACACAGAAGCUCGAGGAGGAGCUGAUGACCACGCGUAUACGCGAAAUGGAAACAUUGACGGAGCUGAAGGAGCUGCGUCUGAAGGUCAUGGAGCUGGAGACACAGGUGCAGGUCUCAACAAAUCAGCUGCGUCGCCAGGAUGAGGAGAACAAGAAGCUGAAGGAGGAGUUGGAAAUGGCUGUGUCGCGCGAGAAGGAGAUGUCGAACAAGGCGCGUGAACAACAACACAGAUACUCGGAUUUGGAAUCUCGCAUGAAGGAUGAACUGAUGAAUGUGAAAAUCAAAUUCACCGAGCAAAGCCAAACGGUUGCCGAACUGAAACAGGAGAUAUCUCGACUGGAAACAAAGAACUCCGAAAUGCUGGCUGAGGGCGAACUGCGCGCCAACUUGGACGAGUCGGACAAGGUGCGCGACCUGCAGGACAGGUUGGCCGACAUGAAAGCCGAGGAUACAUGCUUACAUACUAAACCGAAAUGAAAGCUGAAAUCAAAUACGUUUCAUCAUCACAUCUGCACUCGACCCGAUCGAUGUAAUUAUAUUUUGCAUGCCAACACGAAUCGCUUGAUCAUUUCUAUCUAAUUUUUGUAACAAUAAUCAGGAAAAUUUUUAAACACGCUUUCCACAUACUAUACAUAUACAUAUAUAAUACAUACUAGUUACGUAAGCACAUAACAACACAUUUGCUGUUGUUGUCUUCCGUACGAUAUCCAACUUUUGUGUUUCUAUUUCAUUGUCGUGCUUUUAUGCGUGUGUAUGAUGGUGUUGGUUCGUGCCUCUCUCUCUCUCUCUUUCUCUUAACACAAAACACAACUCUCUAAUGAUAACAUGAAAGAGCGUAGUUAAACAAAAUCAAAGCACCCAUGCACAUAAUACCAACAAGAACAACAACAUCUACAACAACAAUGCAACAACAACCACAACACUAAUCGGCCAAAAUUUCCGCUGCAGUUAACGGCGCUGAAAAGUCGCGGCAAAUUCCCAUCCAAUAAACUGCGCAGUGGUUCGAUCCAAUCGAUAGAGUCCAAUGAAAUUGACUUUAACGAUCUGAAUAUGGUACGGCGCGGGAGUACGGAGCUAUCCACAUAAUAUU
Molecule: messenger RNA, 3908 nt
Organism: Scaptodrosophila lebanonensis
Lineage: Eukaryota; Metazoa; Arthropoda; Insecta; Diptera; Drosophilidae
Gene: Evi5
Product: ecotropic viral integration site 5 ortholog
Exons: 9
Coding region: 992-3295 (767 amino acids)
Source: RefSeq, a predicted model, not a curated record